UGUCAGGCGGACAGUUUUGGUAGAAGAUCUCUUCUUUCUGCAGCCUAUGUGGAUAGCUCAAAAUGGGAAAAGAGACAAAAAGAGGAGCAUAACCUGGCUGACUUGGCCCACUUAAUGGACAGAACCUAUGAAAGAAAGCUGCCUGUCAGCUCUUUGACAAUAGCCCGGUUUGUUGACAACAUUUCUUCACGAGAAGAAGUGGAUCAAGCUGAAUACUACCUUUACAAGUUUCGUCAUAGUCCAAAUUGCUGGUACUUGAGAGACUGGACCAUCCACAGCUGGAUCAGACAGUGUUUGAAAUAUGGUGCUCAAGACAAAGCCUUAUACACAUUAAAAAACAAAGUUCAGUAUGGAAUUUUUCCAGAUAAUUUUACAUUCAAUAUUUUGUUGGAUUAUUUUAUAAAGCAGAAGAAAUAUGAAGAUGCUAUGUCAGUAGUAACGGAGAUCAUGCUCCAAGAAAGUUUUGAUGAAUUAUCAACACAGCUUCUUUCUCUCUAUGUUUUAUACCAGUAUCUGGCAACCAAGUCUGAUCAUGCGUGGGAAGAGGAGAGAAAUCUUGGAGCAUCACUAGUGCUUGCAAGUCUAAAGCAAAAUAGCACUGUGGGUUUCAGCUCCCAGCUGUAUGGCUAUGCAUUCCUUGGAAAAGUGGAAUUGAAUAAGGGACUAAGAGCUGUAUACAAUCUAAUGCCACUGAUGUGGACACCUGGAUAUUUGAAUAGAGCCUUGCAAGUGAUGGAGAUUGUGGCUUCAUUGUCAGGAGACAGUAAAAUCUGCAAAGAAGCUAUUGAUGCCCUGGAGACCAUUUUACAGUCUGUCCUUGAAGCCAAACCUGGUCCAGAUUCUGCUGAAGAAGUCAAGGGAUUAGAGCAGAAGUCACAGAGUGCAGAAUCAGAAGAAACAGAGCAAUCUAAAGCACCUGAGUACUACAGUCGAUUCAAAUUCCAGGAGCAGUACUCAUCUCAUAGCCCAUCAGUUUCCCUUGCUGCUGUCACCUGGACGGCUGUGACCUUGCACAGUUGUUCUGGAUACAGACUGUUCUGAAGAAAUUUCAGAAGUUAAAAGACAAGUAUCCUAUGGUUUCACUUCACACACACAGACUUUUCCUUUCUUUAAUUUUUAUUUACACAACUUUGCCACUAAUCUUUAGAUAUUAAACUUGCUUUGUAGGCAGUUAGAACUUUUUAAUUAAAGUAUUUGGAAAUCAGUGAGUGUUCAGCAUGUGGUAAUUAAUGCCUGGAUGAAUUGCAGUGAAUUAGGUAAACACAAGUGCCCUUUGAAAGAGGGAGUGAGACAUUUUUAUGUGUCUCUCAUUGCCUAUCCAUUGUCUAGCCUUGAAGAAAAUAAUGCAGAGUGCUCGAAACAAGGCCUAAAUAUCAAAUUGGGGACAGGCAAUUGGGGACAGAGGGUAGUUUUAUUCUCACCUCAACCUUUCCACAAGUUCCAUAAUU
Messenger RNA from Manacus vitellinus (golden-collared manakin), 1448 nucleotides. RefSeq names its product mitochondrial ribosomal protein S27 (gene MRPS27). The record is from RefSeq and is a predicted model, not a curated record. Bases 115 to 1041 code for a protein of 308 amino acids. Gene Ontology annotation, cellular component: mitochondrion. Gene Ontology annotation, molecular function: protein binding. NCBI's taxonomy places the organism in Eukaryota, Metazoa, Chordata, Aves, Passeriformes, Pipridae. The transcript has 11 exons.